UCGCGGCGCCUCACGGCCUCACGGCCUCACUUUAGACUUUAGUCUGCAAAGGAACUCGCGAGUUUCAUACCCUUGGCGAAACCGCGAAACUGAGGUCCCCUACCAACAGCUGUUGGCAAGUGGGUGACCACGAGUUAAGAUGUCUGUUGGAUGCAGCGGUAUGCUCUUCUUGGGCUUGGCUCGCCGCUUCUGCCGCUCGUACAGUACGAAUAAGGCAUUGGAUGGCUUUCCUGAGCAUGUGAAGGUAGUGGAAGUGGGAGCUAGAGAUGGACUUCAAAAUGAAAAGACAAUUGUAGCGACACAGACCAAGAUUGAGUUUAUCAACCGCCUGUCAAGUGCAGGCCUCCCAGUGGUGGAAGCCACAAGCUUUGUGUCACCCAAGUGGGUACCACAAAUGGCGGACAGCAGCCAAGUGAUGCGUGGGAUUCAGAAGCAGAAGGGAGUGAGCUAUCCUGUGCUUGUGCCCAACAUGAAAGGAUUCCAAGCAGCAGUGGAGGCUGGAGCCCAGGAGAUAGCAGUCUUUGGAGCUGCCUCGGAGACAUUCAGUCGGAAAAACAUCAAUUGUGGAAUUGAGGAAAGUCUGGCAGCAUUUGGUCCUGUGGUGGAAGCAGCCAAGGCAAAGGGGAUACGGGUACGAGGCUACGUAUCCUGCGUGGUGGGAUGCCCCUACGAGGGCAGCGUGGCACCUCGUGCAGUGGCAAAGGUGGCUGCCCAUCUGUACAGGGCUGGCUGCUAUGAGAUCUCACUGGGGGAUACUGUGGGAGUAGGUACACCAGGAACAGUACGCCCCAUGCUGCAAGAGGUAAUGCGGGAAGUACCCGUGACUGCCCUGGCAGUGCACUGUCACGAUACGUAUGGCCAGGCCUUGGCAAACAUCCUGACAGCAUUAGAGAUGGGUGUGGCCACCGUGGACAGCUCAGCGGCAGGUCUUGGAGGCUGCCCUUAUGCCCGAGGCGCUUCAGGCAAUGUUGCCACUGAGGACGUCCUCUACAUGCUUCAUGGCAUGGGCAUUCCCACGGGUGUGGACUUGCAUAAGGUGAUAGCUGCAGGUAACUUCAUAUGUGAAGCCCUCAACCGCCCAAAUGGCUCGAAGGUGGCGCAAGCAACAAGCCGCCUGUAGGACCAAGAUUCUGCCUUUCUGCGAGACAAUCACUGUUUAAAUUAUAUGUUACUGUGCCCCCCUCUGCUAGGACAUUUGUUUACAUUAUAGGUUCUUACUCUGAAGAUAUUUCUGCUGAGUAGAUGUCUAUCUUCCCAUCAGUAUUUCAACAAAAUUGGUAUGGAAUAAAAUGAGGUAGUCAGAGUCAA
Molecule: messenger RNA, 1308 nt
Organism: Ornithodoros turicata
Lineage: Eukaryota; Metazoa; Arthropoda; Arachnida; Ixodida; Argasidae
Product: hydroxymethylglutaryl-CoA lyase, mitochondrial-like
Exons: 7
Coding region: 140-1120 (326 amino acids)
Biological process (GO): L-leucine catabolic process; ketone body biosynthetic process
Molecular function (GO): hydroxymethylglutaryl-CoA lyase activity
Source: RefSeq, a predicted model, not a curated record